This is a messenger RNA of Harmonia axyridis, 2151 nucleotides long. It is a transcript of the gene Usp1, whose product is annotated as ubiquitin carboxyl-terminal hydrolase 1. Lineage: Eukaryota; Metazoa; Arthropoda; Insecta; Coleoptera; Coccinellidae. Gene Ontology annotation, molecular function: cysteine-type deubiquitinase activity; cysteine-type endopeptidase activity. The transcript is spliced from 2 exons. Bases 230 to 2062 code for a protein of 610 amino acids. Gene Ontology annotation, cellular component: nucleus; cytosol. The record is from RefSeq and is a predicted model, not a curated record. Gene Ontology annotation, biological process: protein deubiquitination.
ACAAUUAUCGGUUACUUGUCUAAUUUGUUGUGUUCUGGAAUUAAAAUCAAAAUAAUUACGUAGUUUUGUAUGGAUGUAUGGUUAUUAAUAUUUAUAUGAGAUCGGUUACUAUCGAAAUGGCAAAAUAACAAUUUUCUGGAACGGAUAAGUGUCAAAUAAUUUAUGUGAUAGAGGUUGAAACUGAAUUUUCACAUUAGGACUUAUCUAUUACACAUGUUUGCAGAAAAAGAUGACAGUUUUGGAGGAUGAAGUAAUGCCUGUGCGUGUACUUUCAAAAGAUAAGUAUUCUAAAAAUCUGUUGAAACGGAAAAAUUCUGCAAGUAAAGAUUUGCCAGCUAAAAGACAACUCAUUGAUUUAAAAGAUAACAUGUUGAAUGGAUACCGAUCUGAUCAAAGGUAUAGUGGAGACAAUAUACAGGAAGCACCUGUAGCCAGUUUGUCUAACAUGGGUAAUACAUGUUACCUAAAUAGUGUGCUGUAUACAUUGAGGUUUGCUCCAAUGUUUCUUCAUAAUCUACAUCAUUUGAUUGGAGAUCUUACUAUAGUUCAGAAUCGAUUGAGUCAAAAUAGGGCAAAAACUUCUUCAUUAGGUAGAAAUAUAGGUGCUAUUGGUGGACCAAACUCUCGAAGUGCAAGCUCAAGUACAAGUAGUAAAGACUUUUUUUCUAUACCAACUGAUAUCAUUCCAAAGUCUAAGGUUCAAAUGGUGACUGAAAGAUUACAUGAAUUAUUUAUAACUAUGCAUAACCUAGAAUUGAAAGAAUCUAGUGAUCCUUACCAACCAUUAGCAUUGUUACAAGCUGUUCGAGAAGCUAAUGCUAUAUUCGAAGGGAAUCACCAACAGGAUGCUCAUGAACUUCUGUUAUAUCUUCUCGAUAAUAUUCGUGAAACUUGUGAUUUUCUGACGGUCCAAUUACAACAUAAUCCUGAUUUACUUAGUGAACCUGAGUGUACUUCUAAUUCCAAUAGUGGGAAAAUUUGGGGUGUUCGAAGAUCAUGGAAGAAAUGCCAAGUUAAAAAAGAAAAAGGCUUCAAGGGAUCUAUUAAUGAAGAUGUUAUUAACGAAUCUGUGCCAACAGAUGAUGAUGUUGAUGCUGGGACAAGUAAUGAUGUCCAACAAAAAAAAAUUGGAUUUAAUUUUCUUGCUGAAGAUUUUGAAGGAAUAACACUAGUAAGAACAAAAUGCUUAGAAUGUGAAAGUGUAACUGAACGAAAAGAACCAUUUUAUGAUAUACCAGUACCUAUUAUGAGUGAAACUGAGUUUGAUAUUACAAAAAUUGAAGAUGUUUCUCCUAGUGAAAUUUAUAGGAAAGCUUGUGUUACUUCUGAAAAAUUAUGUGAUGCUAACAAGUAUUUAUGUGAUAAAUGUAAACGAUACAAUGAAGCCAGUAGAGAUGUUCUAUUUGAGAGAUUACCAAAUAUGAUGAUCUUACAGUUGAAAAGAUUCAAUACUUCAACGUCAGGAGUACAUAAAGUGAAUACCUAUCUUCCUACACCGCUAGAAUUAGAUUGCUUCUGUGAAAGCUGUUGUAAAUUAAAUGGAGAUGAAGUAUCUUCUCAUUACUAUAAACUUAGUUGUAUUAUAAUGCAUUUAGGAGGGACAAUGGCUUCAGGUCACUACAUAGCUUAUGUUAAAGCUUCAAAUUACUAUAAUAGCUAUCAUGAUUGUUCAAGAGAUAUGCCCAAAACAGGUCUUUCUGCGAGCUGUAGUGAGAAAUCUCUGAACAUUUUGAAAUUUCUGAAGCCUCGUGCAGUUGCAAAUUCACUUAUGGAAGCAAAAAACGGAAUCUCUUCUAAAAAUAUUUUAAAUGGAUUGAAGAUUUGUAAAAGUAUCGAUUGCUGUAGUGUAAAAUUGAAUAAGAAUGUUCUAGAAAAUGCUCUGAAUUCCCAAUUUAAAAAGAAUGAUCAUGAAGAGGAUAUGUGGUUGGAGUGUGAUGAUGAAUCUAUUCGUUUCUUGAAAAGCGAGGAACUUGCACAAGUUUUAAGCUACAAACCCAACUCAACUGCUACACCUUAUCUUCUUUUUUACACCAAAAUCAAAAGGAAUGUUAAAACUGAAUGAGAAUAUCUUCAGAGUAGGUGGUUUGUUACAAAUUGAAUAGAAAACUGAUACUGUUAGCUAUUUAUAAAAUAUUAAAUAAUAUUGCCGAA